Impatiens glandulifera is the source of this 1140-nucleotide messenger RNA. Its product is annotated as serine/arginine-rich SC35-like splicing factor SCL30A. The record is from RefSeq and is a predicted model, not a curated record. NCBI's taxonomy places the organism in Eukaryota, Viridiplantae, Streptophyta, Magnoliopsida, Ericales, Balsaminaceae. The coding region runs from base 125 to 985 and encodes 286 amino acids. The transcript is spliced from 6 exons. Gene Ontology annotation, molecular function: RNA binding.
CCCAAGUUCGAAUUUCAGACUUACUCACGAAGCUCCAGGUUUCCCCGCUGUAGGUGUCUGUUCAAUCGCCGAUUCACUCUGCAUUCUCUAUUUUCCUCCGUUCAGGUUUGAUUCUCAUACACAAAUGAGGGGUAGGAGUUACAGCCCUUCACCUCCAAGGGGUUCACCGCCAAGGGGUUAUGGCAGACGUGGGAGGAGCCCUAGUCCAAGAGGACCUAGUCCAAGGGGCCGUGAUAGUGAUCUCCCUACAAGUCUCUUAGUUCGCAACCUUCGCCAUGAUUGCAGACAAGAAGAUCUUCGAAGGCCGUUUGGGCAGUUUGGUCCUCUUAAGGACAUAUACCUGCCAAGGAACUAUUACAGUGGGGAGGCACGAGGGUUUGGUUUUGUUCAGUUUGUAGAUCCUUUUGAUGCUGCUGAAGCUAAGAGCUAUAUGGAUGGUCAGACACUUCUUGGACGUCAACUGACUGUUCUGUUUGCUGAGGAAAACAGGAAGAAGCCUGGUGAGAUGAGGCAUAGGGAGCGUGGCAGUAGGGGUCGUGGCAAUGACAGAAGACGCUCUCCUCCUCGUCGUUAUUCCAGAUCUCCUCCCCGUCGUUAUUCCAGAUCUCCUCCCCGUCGAUAUUCCAGAUCUCCUCCCCGUCGUUAUUCAAGAUCUCCUCCUCCUCCAUCUCGCAAUAAUAACAGGUCUCGAUCCCGCAGUGCUGAUUAUUAUUCUCCUUCCCCAAGGAGGUCUGGUUCACCUCAGGAGAGAAGGUAUAAUAAGGAAGAAAGGUCGAUUUCAAGAAGCCCAAUCCUGCCCCAGAAGAAUGGUGAUACUGAUUCAAGAAGCCCAAUCCCGCCCCAGAAAAAUGGUGGUACUCGUUCAAGAAGCCGUAGUAGAAGUCCAUACAUCAGUAGGUCAAGGAGCCGCAGCGCAAGUCCGGUUAAUAAUCAUCAUGGUUCCCCAGCUAGGCCCAGAAGCCUCAGCCCAAAUCCUGAAGAGUGACCGAACCAAGAUUUCUAUUGUUUUAUUUUCUUUCUGGAAACUGCCCUUUUGCUUGACUAGAGAUUGUAUUUGUGCUUUAGAUAAAGUAAACUAGAAUGAAUUUGUCUUCUAAACUUGGAUGUUAUUAUUUUAAAUGUUUUUUUUGUGUUGAUUCA